Molecule: messenger RNA, 1891 nt
Organism: Scleropages formosus (Asian bonytongue)
Lineage: Eukaryota; Metazoa; Chordata; Actinopteri; Osteoglossiformes; Osteoglossidae
Product: odorant receptor 131-2
Exons: 2
Coding region: 391-1371 (326 amino acids)
Biological process (GO): G protein-coupled receptor signaling pathway; detection of chemical stimulus involved in sensory perception of smell
Cellular component (GO): membrane
Molecular function (GO): odorant binding; olfactory receptor activity; G protein-coupled receptor activity
Source: RefSeq, a predicted model, not a curated record
GGUGCCCUCAGGCCUCAUUUUCCACAGUUUGUUGUUUUCUCUUUCGGCGUCGCAGCGUCACGCCGGUGACGUCACGUGCGGCGCCUGCCAGAGACGCGCUCGAAGCCCUGACCGCAGAUCUGAAAGGGAAACUCGGCGAGAAGCAUGUUUGAAAUGCAGAAGCGGGAGACGUGAGCACGGUAACAUUAAUCUGCAGAAACACACUUGAAGGAGGAGCCCAGAGAUCAGGAGACCGUAGAGCAGGAAGUCAGGAGGUCGGAAAGCAGAGCUCGGGAGAUCGCACCGACACAUGAAGCAGGAAGGUCGUGGAGAUGGACGUGAAGCGCAGGCGGUGUGUCGCCUGACGGCUUUCGGAGGGACGCGGACGAGACGAGGACGGCCCGGAGAACGAUGACUCCGCCCAACAGCUCGGACGUGGCUGCCGACUACCUGGCGGUACGCAUGUGGGCCUCCACCGUGUGCUUCCUCAUCAUGGCCUUCUUCAACCUCAUCAUCAACUGGACCAUCGUGUGCGAGGAGCGCCUGCGCCGCCACGCGCGCUUCGUCCUCAUCUUCCACCUGCUCUUCUCGGCGCUCGUCUACUUCGGCGUGUGCUCCGCCUUCCACCUGCAGAUGUACGUGCGCGCGUCGCCGCCGCCGGCCGCCUGCCGGGCCGUGGUGACCCUGCUCAUCACGAGCGCCUCCAACAUCCUGCUCACUCUGACGGCCAUGGCGCUGGACCGCUACUGCGCCGUGUGCUUCCCGCUCAAGUACAGCGCCGGCUGCUCGUGGCACUGGCCGUGGCUCACCGGGCUGCUCACCUGGGGCCUGGCGGCCGUCAUCCCGCUCACCCUGCUCGCGGACGGCGACGCCCCCAAGCCCUGCAACCGCGAGCAGCUCCGGAAGGGCAGCGUGCACAAGAUGGUGCUCAUCUCGGUGUGCUUCGCCGUCAUCCUCUUCAGCUACGCCAGGAUCCUGCAGGAGAGCCGGCGCCUCGGCGUCCUGAACCGCAGCAACAGCAUGGGCCGCCGCACCAUCGCGCUGCACGGCACGCAGCUCGCCGUCUACCUGCUGCCCAACUUUGUCAACUUCCUGCUGCAGUGCCUGGAGCGGAGCGGGCAGCUGCGCAGUGACACGCGGUCGCUCUGCGGCGUCCUCGUCUUCGCCUUCUUCAGCGCGGCGCAGUGCGUCGCCCCCGUCGUCUACGGCCUGCGCAAGGAGGAACUCCUCGAAGACCUGCAGAGGCACUUCCCUGGCCUGGUGUGCAACGUGGCGGGCCUCCUCAAGUGGACGGUGCGCAGGACACACCCGGGGCUGCCCGCCUGCCCGCGGGAAAGGGCCUCGACUUCCCAGAGACUCAUCUCGCAGGAACUUCCGCAAACAUCCGUGUGACGGGAGGCGACAGCAGGACACACGGAGACAGCGGCAGAAAGCGAGCGACCCCCGGGGCGGGGCUGUACGGUACUGUACGGUACAACGCGGUACCGACUGGUACGCUGACCCACGUACACGGGUCCACCUGAUGGAGGACCAACAGCCGGUGGGGCCGAACGCCGAGUUGCGAGGCCACCAGGUUCGGUGAGGCUGCGGCGGCUCCCCGGGGGACGGUUGCUGGCAACGGUCACGUUCCUCCUCAUCCAGACAAGUUUCUCUCAGUGCUCUCUGUCCACCUGAGGAUCUUUCCAGCUUUCUGGACAAAGAUGUGUCCAAGGAUGAGUCCAUAGCUAGUGGACGCGAGGACACGCUGCCACAAGCGGUCGAGGACGUUUCACUGACGCCGCAAAAACCACGGUCGUCCCCACGUGACUUGUGCUCUGCAGCGGAUCGAUGGCCCACAACUCCAGCGCCGUCCUGUCGCUUCACUGCGCACGAUUCUCGAUUUAAAUAUAAAAGAAAUAAAUGCUAUUUAUGA